Molecule: messenger RNA, 1527 nt
Organism: Rotaria sp. Silwood2
Lineage: Eukaryota; Metazoa; Rotifera; Eurotatoria; Philodinida; Philodinidae
Source: the annotation of a GenBank genome assembly
AUGAUUCUACAGUUUAUUAUCACCCUUUCCGUACUUAAUCAUGCCGUGAACAGUUUACAAGCUGAGGAUUUUUACGUUCACGACUUACCUCUUUUACCUAAAGAGACUUAUUCCAUUCGUAUGCAUGCUGGACAACUAUCUCUUGAUCCAAAACAUAAUGAAACCUUAUUUUUCUGGCAUUUUGCAAGCAAAUAUAUUGCUGACCAGUCAAGAACAGUGAUUUGGCUUAAUGGAGGUCCUGGCUGUAGUAGUCUUAUUGGAGCUUGGACAGAAAUUGGUCCUUUCCGCUUUCAAGAUGAAAAUACAAUAAUUGAAAAUAAUGGAUCUUGGCAUAUGUUUGCCAAUCUAUUGUUUGUUGAUCAGCCUGCUGGUACUGGUUUUUCCUAUAUUGAUACGGACUCGCGUAUUCAUGAACUCGAUGAAAUGGCAAAUCAUUUUCUAAGUUUUCUCGAUCGAUACAUUGAAGUUUUCCCAGAACUACUUCAAAACGAUAUCUAUUUGGCUGGUGAAUCCUUUGCUGGUCAGUAUAUUCCAUAUAUCGCAAAAGAGAUUCUUACAAAACGAUUGAACUUAAAAUUACGCGGUCUUCUAAUGGGAAAUGCUUAUAUCGAUCCUGUAAGUAUUUAUGAAUCAUAUUUGCCUUUUGCACUUGCAAAUAAUUUAGUGAAAAAUAAUUCUGCACUCUAUAAUGAUAUUACCAAUCAACUCAGAAUAUGCCAGCGUGCACUUUCCAAAGAAGCGCAUGUUUUCGAGGAAGAGUGUGAGUAUAUCCUGCGUCAAAUACAGGAGAACGGUGAAAUGAAUAAUCAGUAUAUGACAAAAGAAAAAGGUAGAUGCGUCAAUGUUUACGACGUGCGAUUAGACGAUACAUGGCCUCAUUGUGGUAUAAAUUGGCCACCAGAAAUGAAAUAUCUCACGCUUUAUUUACGUCGACAAGACGUUAUGCUGCAUAUUCAUGUUGACAGUAAAAAAUCAGAAUGGAUAGAAUGUGCAAACUCUGUUUUCAAAACAUUUCAAGCAUAUCAUUCGGAACCAUCGAUCAAACUGUUGCCUGAUUUACUUCAAAAAAUCCCAAUUGUGCUUUACAGUGGUGAAUACGACUUGACUUGUAAUCAUUUUGCGACCGAAAAAAUGAUAGAUACUAUGACUUGGAACAAUCAAACUGGAUUUGAUCUGAGGGACGGGACGUCAGCACCAUUGGUGCCGUGGAUUGUGGAUGAUGAACCUGUUGGUCUUAGUCGAACUGCACGUAAUUUAACUUAUAUUUUCUUCUACAACGCUAGUCACAUGGUACCUUACAACUAUGCAUAUCGAUCACGCACUAUGCUACACGAAUUUAUGCAAUUGAAUUCAUCUUUUAAUGCUGAUCAAACAGCGGAAUAUGGCACAGUUGUAAAUAUGAAUCAGCCAAAACCUCGUAUUGGCAAACGCAUCAUUUUAAUCGUACUGGCUUCAAUUAUUAUCAUUAUAGCUCUUGGUAGCCUCGCUUGACUGCGUUUUAUUCUUAUUGUAACAACCAGUAUAUGA